Messenger RNA from Mugil cephalus (flathead mullet), 3807 nucleotides. RefSeq names its product GTP binding protein overexpressed in skeletal muscle (gene gem). Gene Ontology annotation, cellular component: plasma membrane. Lineage: Eukaryota; Metazoa; Chordata; Actinopteri; Mugiliformes; Mugilidae. The transcript has 4 exons. Gene Ontology annotation, biological process: negative regulation of high voltage-gated calcium channel activity. Gene Ontology annotation, molecular function: GTP binding; GTPase activity; calcium channel regulator activity. The record is from RefSeq and is a predicted model, not a curated record. The coding region runs from base 2250 to 3170 and encodes 306 amino acids.
CAAUCGUCUGUCAGGCGGAUCAGAUCAGAGCUGUAAUACACAGCAGCAGGUCCACCAGAUGAGGCUGCGGCCCGAUACACAAGUCCUGGAAAAACAACAGUCGAAAAAGCAGCAUAAUCCCACAAUUACUGUAACAACCCUGGCUGACCAAGGCUCGCUCCCAUACAGAGCGCUCUGGCAGGCUCAUGUUUGAAAGCCGAAUAAUGUGAUACAGGACGUCUCUGGCCUCUUGUGUACGUUUUUAGAUGGGUCAUUCACGAAACACUGACCGGCCGUUUCCAUUAAUAACAAUGUCACAUCCUCCCGCGAUGAGACGACGCUACUAAACAUAAUGUGGGGAAUGACUGAUAUUGUUUUACAGCUGAUAAAUCUGCCAGUGUGUUGAUUCUUUAAACUCGGUUAUCAGCUUAGAGCCACACCUUGUAUCUUUCUCCCCUGGGCCCUCACACUCCAGUUUUAGUAUCAGCUUUAGGAAGACAGGACAAGCGUCUCUGGCUUUGUCUUGGUCUCUGGCGUGUUGAUAUAAACCUCAUGCUCGUCCAAUGUAUCAGAACAGUUAAUCCAAGCAGGGUAGUUGAGUGUAUUUAUUUAAAUGUACUAAAUAUUUUGCAGGUCUGCGCUGUAAUAAAAGUCGAGGUCGUAAAAACUAGGAUUUUGGACUAAUUUAUUCGUUCUUUAUCAGCCUCCAUAGUAACAUGUCUGUUAAUCAUCUGCCAGUCUGGAGGUUUGAGGCCCUGAAAAAAAAAAAAAAACACGAAUAAAACCAAACCUUAUUAUAUUCCGUUUACAGCGGUGUCGGGCAAAGAUAUUUUUACAGUGAACAGCGGGGCGUUGGUAAUGUUGGAUAUUUUUUACUUUGAAAUGACUUGAGAGAUUGUCUGAGCAGUAAGUGCAGCUGAAGAUUGAAAUACUAAAUGGAAGUCCAGCCUUGAAAACAGUGAAGCACCGUCGGUGCAUGCUGUGCGGUCUUUCUUUUUUUCCAGGUCUGUAAUUCCCUUCUUUCAGAAUUUCUCUCGACAAAGCGCCCGUUGCACAUGCUGCUGGGUGUGUAGGUGGAGGGAACAAUGUGCAAAUGUUGAGUCCAGAGAAACACCCUCCAUGUCUGGAACAGUUGCCAUGUCUUCUGCAGGGUGACGGGUGGUUUACAAGGAGCCCCUUUAAAAUGAGAGGGACACAAGUUGAAACAUGAAAGGAAAAGAAAAUAUCAAGACAUCAUGAAAAAUAACAGCCCCAAUCUAAUUUAAAAAGAAAUGCCUAUAUACAGCAUAUAUGCACCAAUGAAUAAAGAUAAAGUAUAUUGCAUUUGUAUCUCUCUUCAUCUCACUCUUUGUGCUUUUGUCAAGGAUGUUCCUUCAGACCAAAGCUGUUUGAAUACACCACAGAUUCCUGAUUUUAAAAGACAAGUAUGCUUGUUUAUUCAGUAACAACCACAAAUGAGUUGUUCUGGCUCUGGAUACUACAAGUAUCUGUUCAGCUGUUGCUGAACAAUGACCAUUGUGCCUAUAAAUGAUACAGAAGCAAGGCAAGGCUUACACAGUGUGCAGACUUCACAAUAAAGGAUAAAAACUAUUCAUCAGACGUCAUAUAACCCAUAAUAUGUCUUGAUAUUCUGUGUUUUGUAAAACUCCGCUUCUUUUGCGCAGCCUCUUGGUAUUAAAUGUGCAUCGUCAGCCUGAAGCCCACUCCCUGACCAUGCGCACAUGAAUCAUGCACAGUCCACUCUCCACAUCUCACUCCUGUGGUCCCCUCCGCCCGAAUCUGUCUCUAUAUAAACUGCAGGGAAACCCCAUCAGAGCAACAUUGGAGGCUCGCUCCCAGCUGGAUACUAUCGAGACGAGAAGCCACAGCAGCUGGAACAGUCGCUCCGGGAUUUAAGCAUCAAAUGUUUUUAUAAUUAUUAUUUUUUUGCAAGAACGUGAAAGUGAACUUUGUGUUUUAGCCAUGAUGCUGAUCUGUCGUGGAAACUGCUUGAUCUGGUUUGAUCUGACUUGUUGAGGUGGUGGUAGCUGAGGCGCAAUAGGAAUAAAGAGGGAAAACUCGAACUUAUUCCCGAUUUUAGGAUAUUAGGACGCAGUUAAGAUGUUUAGACACAACUGAUUAAUGAGAAACAACAUUUAAGAAGUCCACCUGAAGCACGCGAAACUGUUUUUUUGAAGUUCUUUUAAGAAGAAAGAAGUUGUCUUCUGUAAUUUUGGGGGUCUCUCCUCGUCGUGAACAAGUUAAAAAGCACUGCUCCGCAAAGCGGCAUCAUGCUCUCCAGCGUUCGCCGUCACAGUCUCCGCCUGCAGACCGAGCUCCACCGGUGGAGCAUCUGCGACACCGGCAGCCACCUGCUCUCAGACAGCCUCCUGGCCCGGGUCCCCGCCUGCAUCUCCCGCUCCAAGUCCUGCAACAGCUCCGCCGGCGAGUCGGACGGAAGCCGCGGGAGCUGGUCGUCCUCGGACUCGGUCAUCUCUACCGAUUACUCCGGGGAGCCGGUGGAAGUCGGAAGCCCGUACCGGGUGGUGCUGUUAGGGGCGAGCGGGGUCGGUAAGACGGCCUUUGCAAGCAUCUUUGCCGGGGCAGCGGACAGCAUGGAAAGCGAUGAGUGCGAGCUGUGUGGAGAUGAAGUGUGUGAAAAGGAAAUCGAGGUGGACGGGGAGCCUGCAACUAUAACUCUGCUUGACACAUGGGAUACAGAGGCUGACAAUGACUGGGCCCAGGAGCACUACAUGCAGACGGGUGAUGCCUACUUGUUGCUUUACUCCAUAACUGACCGGGCCUCCUUCCUGAGGGCCUCGGAGCUCAGGAUAACCCUGCGUCGCUCCCGCCCUGCCCAGCACACACCGAUCAUCCUGGUGGGGAAUAAGUGUGACCUGGUGCGACGCAGAGAGGUGCCAGUAAAUGAGGGCCGCACCUGUGCCGCUGUGUUUGACUGUAAGUUCAUCGAGACCUCAGCUGCCAUGCAGCACAACGUCUGGGAGGCUUUCCACGGCAUAGUGCGACAGCUGCGACUGCGCCGAGACUCCAAAGAAGCCAACAAGCGCCGCAAGCACACGAAAUAUAACACACGGCGCGAGAGCAUUCCUAAAAAGGCCAAACGCUUCCUCGACAAGAUAGUGGCGAAGAACAACCCCAGCGUGGCGUUCUGGCUCAAAUCCAAGUCCUGCCAUGACCUGUCUGUGCUCUAGGAGGCUGACAGUUGAUCCAGCACCUGGUUUUUGAGCAGGGGAACAAGGCGCAGGCAUGAGAAUAUGAUCUGCACACAUGGCUGGAGGAAAGCCUGCUUCUGAAAAGGCUAAGAGUUGGAUGGUUCAAACUUUACUGUGAACACAUCCACCCUCCACACCGAACAGGGCCAGAGGUGUUUCUGCACUGUGGUCCACACGUUGCAGAAUAAACUAGAUUGAGCUUCUCAAUUUGCCAGCGUCUGUAAUGGACUGGACAAUCUCUUAUAGAAGCGAUGCUUCGGUCUGUCGGACACUUGUCACAGAAAUGAUUGAGCUGUUGAUGGAAACUGAGAAGAGAAGUGAUUUUUUUGUUCAUUUCUGUGUGCGUGUGAACAAAGACGUUACUAUUUUUUAUCCUGUUUUCUCUUUCCUCAUCAUUUUUGCUCCCAUUCUUGACAAAUUUGUCACCUGUGCUAAGAUCGCCCGUGAUUAUUAUCUGUGGUUAUUGUCUUACGUUGUUCGUAUGAAAUUACUUUUAUUUAUCAUUGUUGUAAAUAAAUAGCAGAUUAAUAAUGUACCAUAUUUUGCUACUUGAGAGUUGUUUCAGUAUCGCUUGAUGAAAUAAAGUGACAUCAUCUUCUUUGGAAGACAAAAAUAA